Molecule: messenger RNA, 871 nt
Organism: Lottia gigantea (owl limpet)
Lineage: Eukaryota; Metazoa; Mollusca; Gastropoda; Lottiidae
Exons: 4
Coding region: 46-477 (143 amino acids)
Source: RefSeq, a predicted model, not a curated record
UUAAUAUACUAAUCAAACUGAGAAAAUGAAGGAUAUUAGAUUGCUAUGGGAACUAAAGCUUCAAUUUUAAAUACAAAGAAAAGUCAAGGUGAACCAAAGAAAGAUGUAAAUAAAAAUAUAAGAGGAGAUUUAGCUAAGAAAUAUGAAUCUCAGACACAGAGGCAGACGAAAAUGAUGGACAUGCAACGGAAGUUGGCUAAGAAGGCGGAGCAAUAUAGUGAGAGAAUGUUAGAAGAAAAAGACAGAUUAUCAAUACAUACUAGAUCUCUAACCACUUCUCAGACAACAUCAAGAACAACAUCACCCAAUAUUUCUAAAAAGCAUGUACAUUUCCAGGAAAAUAUAGUCAAUUAUUGUGAUAAUGAUAAAGAUAAGAAAGAAGACAUAAACACAACGAAUGUUAUCAAAGAUAAUUUACAGACUAUUAAUGAAAAGAAAGAAUUUAUUGGAAUUCCUGUUGAAUCCAAAGAUUCCUGAUAUCUUGGUGAUAUUUUCAUGAAGUGCAUCAGAAUUUAACUGACUUUUAAGUGACACAGUUCUUAUUCCGUAUAGCAGUAAAAAAAAAUGCAAAUGCUUGGAAUAAAAGUAUUAUUUUGAUAUAAAUAAAAAAAAAACAUCAGAUUAAAUGCCGAAAACUUUUGUUGAAGUUUAGUGCAAUAAUUUAAUGUUACGAACGACAUGCAUGCUUGUAAUGUUGAUUGUGUGUUACAAUAACCACCGGGAAGCGGGUUGCAUAUAAUGACAAAUUCAGUCUGGAUGGUUAUAUUCUUUGGUAAAACAUUUAUCUACAGGGACAGUUUACUUAGAAUAAGUCAUAGUCGUGGCAUUGUUCAGCAUGGAAAGUCAGGUGACAUCUAAAUUCUUGUAUUUC